This is a messenger RNA of Spizellomyces punctatus DAOM BR117, 2162 nucleotides long. RefSeq lists its product as uncharacterized. Gene Ontology annotation, molecular function: ergosterol O-acyltransferase activity. The record is from RefSeq and is a predicted model, not a curated record. Gene Ontology annotation, cellular component: endoplasmic reticulum membrane. Gene Ontology annotation, biological process: ergosterol metabolic process. Lineage: Eukaryota; Fungi; Chytridiomycota; Chytridiomycetes; Spizellomycetales; Spizellomycetaceae. The coding region runs from base 167 to 1771 and encodes 534 amino acids. The transcript has 6 exons.
CACCUGCCUAUGGGAAAUUGCUUCCACCGAAAGUUGGACGAUAAACAAAAAGAGAAUAGGCUAUUUAAGGACGACGACGACGAACGACUUAAAGUCAUUUUAGAACAUUUUGAGCGUCGACUUAUUUGUUACUUGAACUGAUGGUUUGUAGGAUUCUCGUCUCACUAUGAGUUCAGAUGAGAACAAGGCCAACGGAGCGUCCACGGCGGUCCCGCCGGUUACGCUUACUCGCAAAAGAUCACUCAAAGAAAAGGACAGAGCUGCGAAAGCACUCGCAAAUGGUCCCUUCUUGGAAACUGCUACAACGGUAGAAGGAAAACUCGUCACGCGUGUUUCACCGCCUGGGACGCCGAAUGACCGCAAGGACGACCUUCAACCGUCGGAAGCCGGUAUUAGAAGAUGGGGACGUGAUACUCGUCCUCGAAAGAAUUCGUUUACCCCACGACCAUCGCCAUUGGAUUGGGAGAUGUUGGAAAAGACAAAGAAUCCCCUGAGAGGCUUCUUCACGUUGUUCUGGAUGACGAUGGCGUACUCAAUGUCAUCGAGUUUGUAUCUGAAUUGGAGAAAGAAUGGACAGCCUGUUGGGAGAGCGUUAUUUGCGACCAUGUUCUCAGAGGGAUUCUGGGUUCUUCUUUACUCUGAGAUGGCACUCAUUGCCAGCCUUUUCAGUGUCGUCAUUAUCGAGAAGCUUUUUAUUGCUGGCUGGCUUCCCCGAUCUCUCACACGGGUCGUCCAACAUCUCUACCAAACUGCCUGGUUCUUCUUUUGUCUUUACUGGGUUUUCCACAACGAUUGGACUUGGACCCAGAGUGGUUUCUUCACUCUCCACUCUAUUUCCAUGCUGAUGAAGCAACAUUCCUAUAUGGCGUACAACAACGAGAUGUUGCAUCGCAAUGCGAAAUUUAUCGAAUGCGAGAACAAGAUGGACAAGAUUGCAGGGAAAAUGAAGAAACUGGGGGACGAUGCCCCAGAGUUGGAAGGAUUGAAUGCAGAGUGGGAGGAAUUGAGACAAAAAGCACAGGAUUUGCAGGUCGAGCUGUGUAAGGGAAAUACAAAGUUUCCCGAGAAUGUAACUUUUCUGAAUUUCAUGGAUUAUCUUUUGGUGCCUUCUCUGGUGUACGAGCUGGAGUAUCCACGGACGGAUCGAAUUCGUCCUUGGUACGUUUUCGAGAAAGGCAUUGGCGUCAUCGGAAUCAUAAUGAUUCUCUACGUUACCGUCGAAAACUACAUUUACCCUGUCCUUAACCGCAUGGACACACUCACCUUUUUCGAAUCCGUCACUCACCUCAUCCUCCCUUUCAUGGUCUGCUACAUGCUCCUCUUUUACCUCAUCUUUGAAUGCAUCUGUAACUGGUUCGCCGAAAUCACCCGCUUCGCUGACCGCGAAUUUUACGAUGACUGGUGGAACAGUGUGACUUUUGACGAGUACGCACGGAAAUGGAAUAAACCUGUUCACGAAUUCCUUUUACGCCACGUUUACUUGGAGAGUAUCUCCACAUACAAGUUCUCGAAACAAAAUGCAACGUUUUUGACGUUCUUCUUGUCGAGUUGCUUGCAUGAGUUGGUCAUGUAUGUCUUGGCGAAGAGAGUGAGGAUGUACCUGUUUACGAUGCAGAUGAUCCAGAUUCCGUUGAUUAUACUAUCGAGAUGGAGUAAAUUGAAGAAAUAUCCAAGGAUUGGGAAUGCGUUCUUUUGGUGGGGCAUUUAUUUGGGCCCACCACUCCUUGCUGUCAUGUACUGCCGUGAAUUCUGGACUACCACACAGGCAUAAUUUCAAAGACCUCAUGAUGACCGGUUCCGGUUAUCGUACUCAUGGUGCACUCAUAAGGCGCCACACGAAACCUCUCAAAGCCUGCCUGUUGUCCUCAUCUGAUUUUAGAAUCUCAUGUAUUUGCUGGUCCAACCUCGACUUGUUGGAUUCGAGUGAACCCGUUUUUUUUUUCUUUUUUUUUUUUUUUUUUUGCUAUUUAUUAAAGACCUCAAACUCUUGUAAGAAUACGAACAGUACAUAGUCUUUCCUUGUUGCUUGCCGACCGGGAAGGAUGGAAAUUGUUCUGAAAUGUUUUUUAGACAAUGAAUUAUCUGGUCACAAUGUUUUAACAGAUUUCGUUCCUUGACUAAGAUCAGAAACUCAAAUCAUCCGAUAUUUGAUAAUAUAAAUU